Messenger RNA from Drosophila gunungcola (fruit fly), 5132 nucleotides. It is a transcript of the gene Tl, whose product is annotated as protein toll. Gene Ontology annotation, molecular function: protein binding; transmembrane signaling receptor activity. The transcript is spliced from 4 exons. Lineage: Eukaryota; Metazoa; Arthropoda; Insecta; Diptera; Drosophilidae. Gene Ontology annotation, biological process: immune response; toll-like receptor signaling pathway. Gene Ontology annotation, cellular component: membrane. The record is from RefSeq and is a predicted model, not a curated record. Bases 595 to 3894 code for a protein of 1099 amino acids.
UUCAGUUUUUUUCGAACCGCCGACGUGAACGCACGCAGAGCGCUUGCCGCAGUUGGAUUUUUGAUUUGAUUUUUCACAAGCCAGAGUCGCGCGCUGGAGAGUUGUGGGCCGCUUUUGUUUGUCUCUUUUUUGUGACCAGCGAUUUGGCAACCGAUGCGAAUAAGCCACGCUAAGAGCAACGCAACGGGACGCAGCAUAAAAAACCCAAGACACAAGGCGCAAUUAAAUGCAAAUGUGUGAAAGUGUAGCGUAAAAAGCCACAAAUUUCGCGGCUCAAAAGUGCGAACAAGCGCGAACAGAAAAGCUGAGAGUGCCAGUGCGUGAUUGUUCGUGCCAGCUACAUAAACCAAAUAAAUAUUAAUAUUUGCUGAGGAGAUUGGACCAGCAGCUAACCUCACAUUUAAUAAAACGUAUUAAAACGUAAAUUACUUAAAAAUACAUUAAAAAUGUUCAACCGGCUGCAGCUGCAUUUGUAGUGGGCGCCAGGAUACGAAGGCACUGCGAAAAGGAUAAUUCAUCUUGUUUCUCCACACGACGAGCACAGGUCUGAGCAAGACUUAAGAAAAAGGAGUAGGAGCAAAGAAGUUGGCCAUCAUGAGGCGACUUAAAAUGGCUUCCGAGUGGGCGGCGCUACUGUUGAUCCUGCAACUAUUCCGGUGGCCAGGAAGUGAGGCGUCCUUCGGUCGGGAUGCGUGCAACGAGAUGAGCAUCGACGGACUCUGUCAGUGUGCACCCAUCAUGUCGGAAUACGAGAUCAUAUGCCCAGCGUAUGCCGAAAACCCCAUUUUCAAGCUCACCAUCCAGCCGAGCAAUGACUAUGUGCAGAUUGUGUGCAAUCUGACGGAUACCACGGACUACCAGCAGUUGCCAAAGAAGGUGCGGAUCGGCGAGGUCGAUCGGGUGCAGAUGCGAAGGUGUAUGUUGCCCGGCCACACGCCUAUUGCCAGUAUUCUGGACUAUCUGGGCAUAGUCUCGCCCAAGACGCUGAUCUUCGAGAGCGACAACCUGGGCAUGAACAUCACGAGGCAGCACUUGGACCGGCUGCACAGCCUCAAGCGUUUCCGGUUCACCGCCCGUCGACCCACUCACAUUCCCGGCAACCUACUUACCGACAUGCGGAACCUGAGUCACCUGGAACUGAGGGCGAACAUUGCCGAGAUGCCGAUGCACCUGUUUGAUGACCUGGAGAGCCUCGAGUCCAUCGAAUUCGGCAGCAAUCAGCUGAAGCAAAUGCCGCGCGGAAUAUUCGGCAAGAUGCCCAAGUUGAAGCACUUGAAUUUGUGGAGCAAUCAGCUGCACAACCUCACAAAGCACGAUUUCGAGGGCGCCAGCUCUGUGUUGGGCAUAGAUAUUCAUGACAAUGGAAUCGAACUGCUGCCGCAUGAUGUGUUUGCCCAUCUCACGAAUCUCACGGAGAUCAACCUGAGCGCCAAUCUCUUCCGUUCACUGCCCGAGGGCCUCUUCGAGCACAAUAAACAUCUGAAUGAAGUGCGACUGAUGAACAACCGUGUGCCUCUGGCCACUCUGCCGUCGCGCCUGUUCGCCAACCAGCCGGAACUGAAGGUCCUGCGGCUGAGGUGCUAUUUGGAAACACUGCCGGGCGAUCUUCUCGAGCAUUCCACACAGAUCACCAACAUCUCACUCGGUGACAAUCUGCUCAGCACACUGCCGGCCACUUUGCUGGAACAUCAGGUCAACCUUCUCAGCUUGGACUUGAGCAACAACAGGCUAACAGAUCUGCCGGAUUCGCUUUUCGAACAUACCACCAAUCUGUCGGAUCUGCGGUUAGAGGACAAUCUACUCACCGAAAUAAGCAGCAAACUUUUCAGUCAUUUGGGCAAACUGGAGACCCUCUAUAUGAGCAGAAAUCGGCUGCGCACCAUCGAUUCUAGAGCCUUUCUUGGUACCAUUGGCAUGCGGCAUCUGCAUCUGGAUCACAACGAUCUUGACCUGCAACAACCGCUGCUGGGCAGCAUUAUUCAGGGCCAAAUCAACUCCCCAUUUAGCAAUAUGCCUGAUCUACUCACUCUCAAUCUGCGCAACAACUCGAUUAUAUUUGUCUACUUUGACUGGAAAUUCGUGAUGGUGCAGUUGAGGGAUUUGGACCUGAGUUACAACAACAUCAGCACGCUGGAGUACGAGGAUCUGCAGUUCCUUUCGAGAAACAGGUUGCACGUCAACAUGACGCACAAUAAGAUACGCCGGAUCACACUGCCCGAGCAGCUUGGUGUAACCGACAACUGGGAUCCCAAUCUGGUGCAUGUGGAUCUCAACGACAAUCCCCUUAACUGCUCCUGCUCGAUCUACUGGUUUGUCCAGCUGGUGAGGGGUGCCAUUACGCCGGAAUAUGCCAAGCAGUUUAAGUUCCAGACUGAUCGACUGUACUGCAGUGAGCCUAAUGCCCUUCAGCACAUUCCAGUGCGCCGGGUAGAUCCUCGCAAGCUCAUUUGUCCGCUGGACUACUCCAAUGAUCCGCGAGAGCGCCAGUGCCCACUGGGCUGCUUCUGCUGGGUGCGUCCCUUCGACAACGCUUUGGUGGUGGAGUGCAACAAUGGCAACCUCACCCAUGUUCCUCGCCUGCCCAAUCUGCCCCCUAACCUGCAGUUGAUGGAGCUCCAUCUGGAGAACAACACACUGGUCACUAUGCCUCCUGCCAACACUCGAGGCUAUGAGAAGGUAACCAGUCUGCAUCUGUCUGGCAAUAAUCUCACCCACAUCGAUGUGGAUCAUCUGCCGCGCAAUCUUUCGCACCUGGACGUUAGUUGGAAUCAUCUACAAACGCUAAACGACUCAACGCUCGGCUUCCUCAAUCGCACCAUGAAGUCGCGCUCGAUGAAGCUGUCCGGCAAUCCGUGGAUCUGCAACUGUGACGCCAGACCGCUGCUGCUCUUCACCCAAGACAAUUUCGAGCGGAUCGAGGAUCGCAACGAGAUGCUGUGCAUGAACGCCGAGAUGCCCACACGGAUGGUGGAGUUGACCACCAACGACAUUUGUCCGGAGGAGAAGGGCGUGUUCAUAGCCCUGGCCGUUGUGAUUGCCCUGGCUGGUCUGCUGGCCGGUUUCACGGCCGCCCUGUACUACAAAUACCAGAUGGAGAUCAAGAUCUGGCUGUACGCGCACAACAUACUGCUGUGGCUGGUCACGGAGGAGGAGCUGGACAAGGACAAGAAGUUCGACGCCUUCAUUUCAUACUCGCACAAGGACCAGAGCUUUAUCGAGGACUAUCUGGUGCCGCAGCUGGAGCAUGGUCCGCAGAAAUUCCAGCUCUGUGUGCACGAACGCGACUGGCUGGUGGGCAGUCACAUCACGGAGAACAUUAUGCGUUCCGUGGCGGAGUCGCGGCGCACCAUUAUCGUGCUCAGCCAAAACUUUAUCAAAUCGGAGUGGGCACGGCUGGAGUUCAAGGCGGCGCAUAGGUCGGCGUUGAACGAGGGACGCUCCCGCGUCAUUGUGAUCAUCUACUCGGACAUCGGCGAUGUGGAGAAGCUGGACGACGAGCUGAAGGCCUACCUGAAGAUGAACACCUACCUGAAGUGGGGCGAUCCGUGGUUCUGGGAUAAGCUGCGAUAUGCCCUGCCCCAUCGCCGGCCCAUUGGCAACAUUGGCAACGGAGCGCUGGUCAAGACGGCGCUGAAGGGCUCAACGGACGACAAGCUGGAGCUGAUUAAACCGUCGCCGGUGACGCCGCCGCUGACCACGCCGCCGGCGGAGGCCACCAAGAAUCCGCUGGUGGCGCAGCUGAAUGGCGUCACCCCGCAUCCGGCAAUCAUGAUUGCCAACGGCAAGAACGGACUGACGAAUCUGUACACACCCAAUGGCAAGUCGCACCACGGUAAUGGCCACAUCAACGGCGCCUUCAUCAUCAACACGAAUGCCAAACAGAGCGAUGUAUAGGACUGGGAGAAGGCGGAGCUAUUCCAGUUCGAUCCCGACGAUGAGCUAUUGUUCCGUUAAAAAGAAACCAAACCCCAUACCCCAAACCCCGCAUCCACUGCCACUGACGAGGCGGAGAAAAGACCCAGCUGAAUGUAAAAAGUCUAGAGAAUAUUAUCGAUUUCCUCGUGUUUGGUCAAGUUAGAAUCGCCCCUUUCUAGGUUUAAUUAUCUUGCGCUUGUAGGAGCUCCAGGAAAAGUUAAUGAAAAUUUCCAUUUUCAAUAUUUCAUGUGGCCUUUGUUAAAGAAAAAUGAAAAAUUAAUAUAUUAGUUCGAGGACGAAAGAAAGGAAACACAAGCUAGUUUUACCACAUCACUCUGUUUUAAGUGUUAUAUGUAAGUUUAGCCUAGACCCUGUGCAGACUCUUGUAGACAUACAAAUCUCAUUUAUUUAGUAAUUAUUUGUACAUUAGGAUUACUGUAAGCUGCCGCAAAACAAAACAAACUAAGAAUGAGCUCAAUGCCUGAAAAACUUUUUGAAAUGGCCACUUUUAAUUUUACAUAUUUUAUUUUUGAACCGAAUCUCAAGCGAACGGGAAUCUGAGUUUUGAACAAAUCGAGCUUUAUUUCGAACUACCUACUUAUUAUUUGUUAUAACGCAACCUACAACUAAGUACCCACAUGCAAUACACAUAUGACGUAUCCAAAUAGUAGUAUAAACUCUGUAAUUGUGAACAAACGAAACAAAAGCAGCCGUAAUGAAAUACAAAUUGCCUUCUUUGUAUGUAUGUAUGUAUGCUAGAUAUGUAGAGCCUAAGGAACGAACCCAUAUUCGAUUGCCUACGCACCCAAUCUCUCUCUGUACAUAUGCUGAAUAAGAAUUUCUGUACUUUUCCAAAACGUAUCGCACCAGAUUUCCUACUCACAACUAUCACGAAUAUCAAUUGUAAUCUCACGCCCAUUUAAACGACGCUAUAUAAAUAAGUACAGGCAGAAUUAAAUGGACAAACAUUAUCACGUCAUCUACAAAACAAUUAGGUUAGCCCUUCAAACAGAAUAUCGUCUAUGAUACGUAAAUGUAAUUAAGCUAAAGUAUGUGUAUAUCGUGUAAGCUAUAGAUUGUCUCUAAUAUGUAAUACCUAAGGUACCUACAAAUUUACGCAGACACACUCAUCUACUCUGUAUGCAAAUGAGUAAAUUAAAUCUAAUUGUAUAUGAAAAACACAUACAACGCAAAUAAAAUAUAUUUUAAAAAUUUAA